This is a messenger RNA of Branchiostoma belcheri (Belcher's lancelet), 1926 nucleotides long. RefSeq names its product cholesterol side-chain cleavage enzyme, mitochondrial-like. Gene Ontology annotation, biological process: glucocorticoid biosynthetic process; cellular response to peptide hormone stimulus; C21-steroid hormone biosynthetic process. Lineage: Eukaryota; Metazoa; Chordata; Leptocardii; Amphioxiformes; Branchiostomatidae. Bases 227 to 1843 code for a protein of 538 amino acids. Gene Ontology annotation, molecular function: heme binding; iron ion binding; oxidoreductase activity, acting on paired donors, with incorporation or reduction of molecular oxygen. The record is from RefSeq and is a predicted model, not a curated record. Gene Ontology annotation, cellular component: mitochondrial inner membrane. The transcript has 11 exons.
UGGGGAUGGGAAACUGGUGAAUAGGGUCGGUCGGGAAAACCGGAAACACAACAAUUGUUCUUGUUACCUUUAACCUAUAAUGUAGGCCAAAAGGUUAAGGGGUCAAAGUCCACCAGGUUAAACAAUCACGUAGAAAUUAGUUGUGAGCUAAAAAUAAACACGGUGAACCAGCGGGUGUUUGUUACAGCGGAGGUACGUCAAGUUGUCGUGAUUUCCAACCGAGGAUAUGUUCGGAAUCUUUGCGCUUAGGCAGCGGCUGUUGUCGAAAGGGGUAGGCGGAAGAUGGCUGCAGUUACACCGAGGAGCAACUACACAAGGACCGGUGAGAAGUCAGACUCCCAGUCACAAGUUUUCAUCUGGACCAGAGGCAGCCUCUACCCAACAGCAGGACGCCGUCAAGCCUUUCUCGGCUCUGCCACAGCCGCUAGGGGGCGUGCCUUCAUUCCUGAGGGUCCUGGUGGCCUGGUGGACAGGCGGUCUCUCCGAAGAAGGACGAUUAAAAACACACGAACGGAUCGGCGAAGCUUUCAAUGCUUACGGUCCUAUAUGGAGGAAUAAAAUCGGGAGUUUUGACAUGGUCCAUCUCUGUGACCCGGAGGCGGUACGUGAACUCUUUAAAGCGGAGGGGAGGUACCCUGAGCGGCUUGAUGUGACACCGUGGCGGCUGUACCGGGAGGACGCCGGCAAAGACACCGCUAUCCUACUCAGCAAUGACAAACGAUGGCACAGGAACCGUACCGUGGUGAGUCGCCCGAUGCUCAGGCCGCAGAACGUGGCGAGGUUCGUGCCGACAGUGGACGACGUGGCUUCCGACAUGGUCCGGCGUAUCCUGUCUGUUAGAGCGGGGGCUGACGGGACAGAAGUACCAGACCUGGAAAGUGAACUCUUCAAGUGGGCCCUGGAAUCCAUCUCAGCUGUUUUGUUUAACGAGCGGAUGGGUCUCCUCAGGGAUAACAUUCCCCAGGACGCGCGGGACUUCAUCACCAGCAUGCACAACGUCUUAACCACAACUAACGACGUCAUGAUACCAGACGCACGGAUUCAAAAACUUCUCAACACCAGGGCAUGGCGGAAACACCAACAAGCCUGGAGCACUGUCUUUCGGAUAGGUGAAAAGGUCAUUGACCGUCAGCUGUGUAGAGCCGAGGAGAGACAAGCCCAGAGUGAUGAAGAUGACGGACACACUGACUUUCUGUCAAUCAUCAAAAAUAGCGAGAAGCUCACCAAGGGAGAGAUCUACGCCAACACUAUAGAACUGAUGGGGGCAGCAAUUGACACAACGUCCACCACUCUCCUGUGGACUCUGUACGAGCUGUCCCGCCAACCUGACCUGCAGGACAAGCUACAUCAGGAGGUCACGAAGGUCAUAGGUCAGGGCAAGGUCGUGACCUGGGACCACCUGAAGGACCUGCACCUGAUGAAGGCUGUCAUAAAGGAGACACUCAGGUUGUAUCCUGUUGCAUUUGUGAUGACACGAGUGGUACAACAGGACACUGUUUUAAGGGGAUAUGAAAUUCCAGCAAAGACUACUGUAAUGGUGAGCAUCUACCACAUGGCCCGAGAUCCUAACAUGUACAAGGACCCGGAGCAGUUCAGGCCCGAGCGUUGGCUCAGGAAUUCAGAAGACUAUGUGGAGACCCACCCCUAUGCCUACCUUCCGUUUGGAUUUGGAACUCGCAGCUGUAUAGGACGGAGAGUGGCAGAAACAAAUUUGCAAGUACUCCUGGCCAAGAUUAUUCAGCGCUUUGUUGUUAAACAGCGAGAGCCCCGAGUUGUCCCUGCUGUGACAAAGACAAUAUUACUGCCGGCAGAGAAAAUGAACAUCUGCUUCAUUGAGAGGUAGUACUAGUCAUCCCCUUUCAUAAGGCAAUGUUGAUUUGAUUAUAUGGAUGAAUUUUUGGCCGUUCCCCCCAAAAGAGUUUGAAA